This is a messenger RNA of Sclerotinia sclerotiorum 1980 UF-70, 1611 nucleotides long. RefSeq lists its product as hypothetical. The record is from RefSeq and is a predicted model, not a curated record. Gene Ontology annotation, cellular component: membrane. The transcript is spliced from 2 exons. NCBI's taxonomy places the organism in Eukaryota, Fungi, Ascomycota, Leotiomycetes, Helotiales, Sclerotiniaceae. Gene Ontology annotation, biological process: fluoride transmembrane transport. The coding region runs from base 1 to 1611 and encodes 536 amino acids. Gene Ontology annotation, molecular function: fluoride transmembrane transporter activity.
AUGGCGACGUCGAAUGAUGUCGCCAAUGGCACCAAACAUGAGCCCUACGACAUUAAGAUGACCCCAGACCACCCGAAGUCUCUAGAAGACCCAUCUCAAGGUCGACGCGCACUAGAAGUACAAGAUGCGGGAUAUGAUAUGCCAGAGAGUGGUUUGCGACUUGACGAGGUUGAUAUGUCAGCACCGGCACAGAUCAAGGGUGAAAAUCGAUUGCGACAAAGCCAAUUUCUAGGACAUACGAGUAGCGGAGAGCAAGGGGCACACCGCCGUGGAAGUCGAGCUUCUCGCUCAGAUAUAGAAUACGAUCUACCAGACGAUUAUGUCCAUCUCAAUGAACUUGUAAUACCAUCACCAGUGGAAAAUCCCCGCGGGGCUCCAAUAUAUCUACAUAAACCUUUAGAGGAGGCGAAAGACGAAGAGCAAGAAUACAAACAGGAUCAAAGGGAUCAAGAGCGCAAGAAACGAGACAGCAUUGCUAGAGGUGAGAAGCCACCAGAAGAAGAGAAGAAAGAUGUCAGCACCAAAAAGGCCUCGAAAUUUGCAACGCAAUUAUAUACUAUAUCAUAUCUAAUUUUGUUUUCAAUAUUUGGAACACUUGCUAGAUUAGGUCUCCAAUCCAUCACAUUCUACCCCGGAGCACCUGUCAUCUUCAGCGAGCUAUGGGCAAAUGUUGGAGGAUGUGUAUUUAUGGGUUUCCUCGGUGAGGAUAGGAUGUUGUUUAAAGAAGAAUGGGGCACAGCUACCUAUCACCACAAAAUCCAAGAAUGGAAAGCUAAAGUCAAAGAUGAAGAAAACGGCUCUGGUUCAUCAGCUGUGGGACAAUUACCCGACCUACAAGCCGCAAAGAAAGCACAUGCUGCCACUAAAAAAACCAUUCCUUUGUAUAUAGGUCUGGCAACAGGGUUUUGUGGUAGUUUUACAUCCUUUUCGUCAUUUGUUCGAGAUACGUUUUUAGCACUUUCGAAUAGUUUGCCCAGUCCCCUGAAUCAUCCGCAGGAUUAUAGUCCGGUUAUGGCAGGCACAACUAGCACUGUGAGUCGAAAUGGUGGAUAUUCGUUUAUGGCUACAUUGGCUGUUAUUAUUACGACGGUGUCACUGUGUUUGGCCGCUCUAUUUUUUGGUGCUCAUCUUGCUAUAUUUUUGGAGCCAUAUAUACCCAGCUUUUCGUUUCGUAAGUCCCGCAAGUAUCUGGAUCCUUUUACGGUGUUUUUGGCAUGGGGUUGUUGGCUUGGUGCUGUUUUUCUAGCUAUCUUCCCACCAGAUAGAAAUGAUGCGCCGCCCGAGAUAUGGAGAGGUCGCGCCGUAUUUGCCCUCGUAUUCGCACCCAUCGGCUGUCUAGGCCGUUUCUACGCUUCCCUCUACUUAAAUGGCAAACUAUCAUCAUUUCCAGUCGGCACUUUUGCAGUCAAUAUGUUUGGGACGGCAAUCAUGGGUAUGGCGUAUGAUUUACAACAUGUACCAUUAGGAGGAGUAGUAGGAUGUCAGGUGCUACAAGGAAUUGAAGAUGGAUUUUGUGGAUGUUUGACGACGGUUAGUACGUGGGUGGUGGAGUUGAGCUCGUUAAGGAGGAGUCAUGCUUAUAGAUAUGGUAUGCACGUGUAUGGAAUUUGA